AUGGGUUUGUUCAACAGAAUCAAGUGUCUCUUUGCCCUGGUGCUUUUGUUCUACGUGUUCUAUCUCAACAACUACAAAUGUGUUGAGAUGAGAGAGAACCCGUUGCACACUCGGGUCGACCAGGUGUUCCACCCGUUGGCUCGCCACCACGCCGCCGGCUGUGAGCUGCUUGCCAAAGCUCAUCAAUUUGUCCAACCUUACUUGGACCAAACCCAUGCCUUCUUGGACGAACACAUCCACGAAAAGCCGUGGUUCAAGCAAUACAAGAUCGAGGAGAAGAUCCAAGCGGCUAAGCACCACUUCCACCAGGUGGCCGACCCCGUUCUCCAACAGGUGUUCCAAUCGUUCGAUGGGUUCGAAAAACAGGCCUACGACUACGUUGUCAAGUACACCAACGAAGGCAAGAAGUUCGUCGACGAAAAGGUGAAGAAGGACUAG
This is a messenger RNA of Diutina rugosa, 438 nucleotides long. RefSeq lists its product as uncharacterized. The record is from RefSeq and is a predicted model, not a curated record. NCBI's taxonomy places the organism in Eukaryota, Fungi, Ascomycota, Pichiomycetes, Serinales, Debaryomycetaceae. The transcript has a single exon. The coding region runs from base 1 to 438 and encodes 145 amino acids.